Neoarthrinium moseri is the source of this 828-nucleotide messenger RNA. RefSeq lists its product as uncharacterized. Bases 1 to 828 code for a protein of 275 amino acids. Gene Ontology annotation, molecular function: 3'-5' exonuclease activity; nucleic acid binding. The transcript has a single exon. NCBI's taxonomy places the organism in Eukaryota, Fungi, Ascomycota, Sordariomycetes, Amphisphaeriales, Apiosporaceae. The record is from RefSeq and is a predicted model, not a curated record. Gene Ontology annotation, biological process: nucleobase-containing compound metabolic process.
AUGGUGACUACAGCCAAGACCGAAAAGGUUGAUGCCGAAGACAGUAUCACAGUUGUUACAUCACUUCUAGCGGCUGUUGAGGUUCAGGAAGAUACCCAAUACAGUUUUAUUGACACUCCUGGAAAACUUUCUUCUGUUAUAGAUGCCAUUCAGGACCUGCCUACUAGUCCUCCGUCUCUCUUCGUUGACCUUGAAGGGGAAAACCUUUGCCGGGAUGGCACCAUCUCCAUUCUUCAACUUCAUGUUUCUUCCACAGGGCGAACCUAUUUGAUCGACGUCCAUACUCUUACGGACACAACGUUUACUACUCCAAGCAAGAACGGCACAACGUUCAAGCACAUUCUUGAGUCGAGCUCAAUUCCGAAGGUCUUUUUCGACAUUCGUAACGAUUCGGAUGCUUUGUACAGUCACUACAAGAUCGAACUUCACGGCGUUCAAGAUCUACAACUGAUGGAGUUGGCGACACGACGUUUUCCCGGGAGAUUCAUCAAUGGCCUCGCGAAAUGCAUCGAGAGAGACUUGAUCCUUUCAUGGAGGGAAAGGGAAGCCUGGAAGGCCACGAAGGAGCAGGGCGUCAGGUUGUUCGCCCCAGAGCGCGGCGGGAGCUACAAGGUAUUCUGCGAGCGUCCACUCUCAGAAGCCAUCAAGCUCUACUGCGUCCAAGAUGUUAAGUUCCUGCCACGGCUAUGGUCCUAUUACAAUACAAGCCUGACAGCGCAGAAAAGAGAGAAGGUGCGCCUGGCUUCUGUUGAGAGGGUUAGGGAAUCUCACUCUGUUGGCUACCAACCCCAUGGUCGUCAGAAGGCUUUGAUUCCCAAAGGAUGGUAG